Salvelinus namaycush (lake trout) is the source of this 2067-nucleotide messenger RNA. RefSeq names its product synaptic vesicle glycoprotein 2B-like. The record is from RefSeq and is a predicted model, not a curated record. The coding region runs from base 1 to 2067 and encodes 688 amino acids. Gene Ontology annotation, molecular function: transmembrane transporter activity. The transcript has 12 exons. Gene Ontology annotation, cellular component: membrane. Lineage: Eukaryota; Metazoa; Chordata; Actinopteri; Salmoniformes; Salmonidae. Gene Ontology annotation, biological process: chemical synaptic transmission; transmembrane transport.
AUGGCUGACCCUUACCAGAACAAUGUGUACCACCAAGGAGGAGGUGACACCUAUGGCACCUACGGAGAGGGAGGAGACCAGGAGGGCUACGGUUACCAGGGCGAGUCCUACCCUCAGGAGGAGGAUGCAGCCAGCGAUGCCACGGAGGGCCAUGAUGACGAGGACCAGAUGUACGAGGGAGAGUACCAGGGGAUCCCCCACCCUGACGAGGUGAAGGCGGCCCAGAGGGCAGCGAGGGCCAAGGCCAGGCAGGCUCAGGCAGGGGCCACAGAGCUGGAUGAGCUGGCUGAGCAGUAUGAGGACAUCAUGGAGGACUGUGGGCAUGGACGGUUCCAGUGGACCCUGUUUAUAGUGCUGGGCCUGGCCCUCAUGGCUGAUGGGGUGGAGUGCUUUGUGGUGGGGUUCGUGCUGCCCAGCGCGGAGAAGGACAUGUGCUUAUCCAAUGGAGAGAAAGGCAUGCUAGGUUUGACAGUGUUCCUGGGCAUGAUGGUUGGGGCGUUCAUCUGGGGAGGCAUGGCAGACAAACUGGGCCGCCGGAAGUGUCUGAUCUGGGCACUCACCAUCAACUGUGUCUUCGCCUUCCUCUCCUCCUUCGCCCAGGGAUAUGGCUUCUUUCUCUUCUUUAGGCUCAUCUCCGGCAUCGGUAUUGGAGGUUCUGUCCCUAUCGUCUACUCCUACUUCUCAGAGUUCCUUCAGAUGGAUAAGAGGGGGGAACACCUGAGCUGGCUGUGUAUGUUCUGGAUGGUGGGAGGCAUCUAUGCCUCCUUCACAGCCUGGGGCAUCAUCCCUCACUAUGGCUGGGGCUUCAGCAUGGGGACAGAGUUCCAGUUCCACAGCUGGAGGGUGUUUGUGCUGGUCUGUGCCCUGCCUGCCAUCGCCUCCCUGGUGGGGCUCAUGUUCAUGCCUGAGAGCCCCAGGUUCCUCCUGGAGAAUGCCAAACAUGACGAGGCCUGGAUGAUCCUGAAGAAUGUCCAUGACACCAACUGGAGGGCAAAGGGCCAGCCUGAGAAGGUCUUCCAGGUGACACACAUCAAGGCUCCUAAGACCCAGGAAGAUGAGUUCAUUGAGAUCCAGAGUGCCACAGGGACGGCUAUACAGCGUUGGGCCGUCCGGACCCUCACUCUGUGCAAACUGGUGCUGAAGAAUGUUGCUUCUCUCUUGGGACCUGAGCUGAGACUGAGUACACUGUUCAUGGCCAUCAUCUGGUUCACCAUGGCCUUCAGUUACUAUGGACUGGGUGUGUGGUUCCCUGACAUGAUCAAAUACCUGCAGCAAGAGGAGUAUGAGUCCAAAGUCAAGGUGUUCCACAGAGAGAGAGUAGAACGCUUCCACUUCAACUUCUCCCUGGAGAAUCAGAUCCACAGAGAGGGAGAAUACAUCAAUGACAAGUUUAUCAACAUACAGAUGAAGUCUGUUAAGUUUGAGGAUUCACUGUUUGAAGAUUGUUACUUUGAGGACAUCGAGUCCACUGAAACAAUGUUUGAGAACUGCACCAUCAGAUCCACUGUCUUCUAUAACACAGAUCUGUAUGAGGAAAGGUUCAUAGACUGUAGGCUGGAGAACACCACAUUCCUCCAUAAUAAGAAGGGUUGUCACCUGGACAUCGACAAGGAGAACGAUGUGCUCAUCUACCUGGUCAGCUUCCUGGGGUCCCUGGCUGUUCUACCCGGCAACAUCAUAUCAGCUCUGUUCAUGGAGAAGAUAGGCAGGGUUAAAAUCAUAGGCCUCUCCAUGCUGAUCUCAGCUGGCUGCACCUUGUUCCUGUUCCUGAGCUUCAGUCAGGCGGCCAUCAUAGCCUGGCAGUGUCUCUUCUGUGGGGUCAGCGUGGCAGCGUGGAACGGCAUUGAGGUCAUCACAGUGGAACUUUACCCAGCCUCCAAAAGAGCCACAGCGUUUGGGGUGUUGAAUGCUCUUUGUAAGCUGGCAGCCAUCCUGGGUACCUCCAUCUUUGCCUCCUUUGUGGGGGUCACCAAAGUUGUCCCCAUCCUCCUCUCCUGCACUGCUCUGGUGUGUGGAGGUCUAGUGGCCCUCAAGCUGCCCGAGACCCGGGAGAAGAUCCUCCAGUGA